Messenger RNA from Stereum hirsutum FP-91666 SS1, 2447 nucleotides. RefSeq lists its product as uncharacterized. Gene Ontology annotation, molecular function: protein O-acetylglucosaminyltransferase activity. Gene Ontology annotation, cellular component: endoplasmic reticulum. The transcript has 5 exons. Bases 168 to 1847 code for a protein of 559 amino acids. The record is from RefSeq and is a predicted model, not a curated record. NCBI's taxonomy places the organism in Eukaryota, Fungi, Basidiomycota, Agaricomycetes, Russulales, Stereaceae. Gene Ontology annotation, biological process: protein O-linked glycosylation via mannose.
AUCCUCGAGGUAGACUUAUCCUAUUUCACAGAGGCUAUAUAGGCCCUGCCCACAUUCCUUUGCUGUCCCCCGGCUUUCCAUACCCAAUCCCUCAGCUCUAGCAGACUUUCGUUGUGUUCUUUGUCCUUGCGACUCAGUCGACAGCUUCUCGAACAAAUUCGGUGUCAAUGGUGCGCGGAUUGUCUCCCCGCGACGCCAUCCUCGUCCUCCUCGGCGCGGCAUGCAUGCACAUUGCCUCUACAAUCUUCGCUCCAUUCUCUGAGCCAUCCUCUAUCGUCGUCAACACUCACGUAACUUCGCACUCUGGAAACCCAGAUGACUUUCGAAAUGGAAUCUAUGAGGUCGUACACCCGGCACCCCUCGAACAUCCGGACGUGAACGCUGCGGCCGAGUACCCACCUCCAGGACUACCACUCGACUCCAAUCCUUCGAUUUCUCAACGGCCUCCAACUCAAGUCGAGGUUCACGUGGAUAUUGAGGCAGAAAUCCCAGAGACGACACUCGUAUCGCACGCACCAGGAUGGACCAUCUUCCGCAACCUCUACAUGGCCGACGGAACCCUCUUCAUCGUCACAUCUAAACCCGAACUCUUCCCAGCCAUCUCUCUAAUGACUUCAACAGGCCUACCAGCAGAAAACACGCCCGAAUCCAUCGAAGCACGUAUGCCUACGGAUCGCGAUAUGACUGUCAUCACACCUGCAGAGGCAAGAGCGCGGUGGGGAGCAGACAAGUCUGUGGUCGGAGAGAGGAACAGGUUGUUCCCCGUUUCGGGAUCAACGCUCUUGUUCAAUGACCCCCCACAAUUUAUCGACCAUUACUACCACUUCUGCGCCGAACUCGUCUUCGGCGUCCAAGCCUUCUGGACCGGCGCCCACAACGCACGCAUAACCCUCCCCACCUCCUCCGCCGCCGCCGACCAAUCCUCCAUCCACUCCACCGCCCCUCACAUCUCACGCGCCAUCUUCGCACACACUCGUUCCCAAGAAUGGCGCGACAAACCCGGCUUCAACGCCUACUUCCUCCGUGCCGCCUUUCCCUCCCUAACCGUCGAAACGCAAGAAGACUGGGAGGACCGGAUUUUGACGACAAGGUCGAAGGCAUUGGGCGGUGGGGGAGAGGGAGGGAGGGGGAGGGCUUGGUGGUUCGAUGAGGUGUUGUUGACGGAUCGGAGCGCGGCGUUUAGAGGGACUGAGUGUGGGGCCGUCACGCAGCGUACGGCGGCUGAAGCGAUUUUAGGCGUCAAGGACACGCUCGAUCGGCAUUGGUGGGAGCCUGUUCGUCGUGCUGUGUUGCGUUUUGCUGGCAUCGAUGGUACUAUCCUAAGUAUUGGAGAUCGUCAGGAGGAGCGGAAAGACGAGGGGCUGAGGCCGGACAGGGUCGUCGUUUCGUAUAUUGAUAGGCAAGGGAGCAGGAGGCAUUUGAUUCAGGAGCAUCAUGAGGGGUUGGUCGCGGCGUUGGAGGAGGUUUGUGCGAGGAGGGGGUGGGAGCUGAAUGUUGUGCAGGCGGAGAAGUUGACGAAGGAGGAGCAGCUGGAGGUUGCGGCGAGGACUACGUUCAUGUUGGGUGUUCACGGGAAUGGUCUCACCCAUCUAAUCAUGAUGCCCCUAACCCCCAUCUCCACCGUCAUCGAGAUCUUCUACCCGGGUGGUUUCGCACACGACUACGAAUGGACAGCCCGCGCGCGAGGCAUGAAACACUUCGCGGUAUGGAACGACACGUACGCCGCACAUCCCGAUCCGAGGGUCAAGGACCCGAAUUAUCCGGACGGAUUCCAGGGGACGCAGAUUCCCGUACAUGGGCCGACGGUGGCGAGGAUAUUGGAGGACCGGUUCGAUGGGGUGCUGUAGGAUGGUGGGUCGAUGGGUGAGGUGAGGUGGAGGGAGGGAGGUGAGGUGUGUGUCUGUGUACUUUUAUUUUUGCUCUGGGGAUUGAGGUCGUGGUACUGUGUCGACUUCCGAGGCGCAUUGCAAUGAGUCGUCUGCUAACUCUGGCCGUGACGGUGCUCAGAAUCGAACGCUUGAAGCUUCGUCUCGCGUAAUUUAUGAUCUCUUGUACUCUGAUAUCCUGGCUGCUCUUCUCUCUCCCUUAUUCUUUUCGGACAGUCUCGUGAAUAGCCCACCUGUUUGUGGCGCGAGAUGUCCUGUACUUCCUAGCAUCGUCUAGGAUGUGUUUCGAUAUUCUGACCGAGUUUGGGUUCGCUCGCUCGCUCGUUGUGCCUUUGUUUAUACUAAUAUAUACAGUAUAAAUCAGUCUCAGUUGUGCCACGAGUCUGCUUGCUCGAGCUGUCGAUUAAUUUUAUUCUACUGUAUGUUUUGCGCCGACCGCUCUGAUCUGUCCUUACCUGUUUCUACCUGACGCUUGCUGUCACACUGUCAAUGCCAAUGCGAUUCUACACUCUCCGUUAUUAUUGUGGAUCCCUUGUUCUGAUUCGUUGCGUACAUGUCUUU